UGACACAGCAGCAGUCGGCCGCUGGGUAGCAGAAUGAGGUAGUUGUAUGUCGUGUCUGGCAUGCGGAGUGUUUAAGUCGCCCUCACCUCCUCAUGUUCUCUGGGUGUGAAACGGUUCUGCAUUCUAGAAGAUUCUUCGUCUCGUGUCUCCAACUGCACCCCCAUAGACUCUACACCUCUGUCUCCAUAGCGAUACCUCCCUCCAUCACACUCUCCUCCUCCUCCUCAUCCUGCUGUCCACAGCGUUCAUCCUCCCUUUCACCACAUCAUCACAUUCUUUCCUCUGGCCCUCUCUAUCACUCUCUUAACUCUUUCUCCUCCUCAUAUUUUCUCUCUUCAUGCCAUCGUCCUAUCCAUUCCUCAUUCUCUAGAAGGCCUUAUCACUCUUUAUCCUCCUCCAUUUUCUCUUCACACUAUUCUCCUCUCCCUUCUUCUUCAUCGUCCAGAGAGCCUCAUCCCUCUCUCCUCCUCCGCCACUCUUUCUCUUCGUCAUCCUGUUCCGCUGGAGCGAUGGAUCUAAAGGAAGUGCUUGAUAUCCUGGAGCAGCUUGCCCCUCUCUCAUUGGCCGAGUCCUGGGACAACGUCGGCCUAUUGGUGGAGCCCAGCAAGCCUCGUCCAAUCAAAACCAUCCUGCUGACCAACGACCUGACGCUGCCCGUCAUGGAGGAGGCUGAGGCCAUUGGCUGCGACCUGAUCGUCUCCUACCACCCGCCGCUGUUUCGACCAAUGAAACGGCUGGUGCAGAGGGACUGGAAGCAGCGAUUGGCUGUGAGGGCGGUGGAGGGCGGGAUGGCCGUGUUCUCUCCUCACACCUCAUGGGACAGCGCGAAAGGCGGCCUCAACGAUUGGCUCAUCGGAGGAGUAGGUAGUGGCAGUGUGUCCGUGUUGAGCCAGGCCCAGUGCAGCGCCCCCCAGAGGCAGAAGUUGGAGUUCACCGUUAAGAAUCAGGAGCAGCUAGACGCCAUCAUGGCCGAGCUGAAAGAGACACCAAACAUCAACACACUACAAUAUACUACUGUCAGGUUGGAGUCUGAUGGAUUCCAUGCGAGUGUGGUGUGUGGUGGCUCGGUGCUGCCCUCGUGUGUUCAGGUGCUGUUAGGACAUGCAGCAGUGGGCCCCAGCAUGCGCAUCACCCAGCUACAGCAGUCUCCCCUGAUUGGCUGUGGCCAGGGCCGCCUGUGUCACCUGAGUGAGCCGGUAACCGUGGCGACGGCUGUGCAGCGUAUGAAGGCUCACCUGGGGCUGCCACACCUGAGACUGGCACUCGGACACCAGAAGACCACAGAGUCCCUGGUGAGCUCCGUAGCAGUGUGUGCAGGAUCAGGAGCGUCCGUUCUACAGGGAGUCAAAGCAGACCUCUACAUCACAGGUGAGAUGUCGCAUCACGAGGUGCUGGACGCGGUUGCCACGGGGACCAGUGUGAUCCUGAGUGACCAUAGUAACAGCGAGCGCGGCUUCCUGGCCGUCGUCAGGGAGAGGCUCACCGUCCGCCUGCCCGACUCCAUAACCGUGGCGAUCUCAAAGACUGACAGAGACCCCCUGGAGGUGGUCUGACCAAUCACAAGCUGAGCUGGUGACUACACUGACCAAUCAGAGCAGACAUCGAUGACCCCUCAUGAGAAAUUGGACAGUUUAAAAUCUAAGUGAUCCAGGUUCCUCAAUGGCUGUGGCUUUACAUUAAAUGUUACUUUAAAUGUUGACAGCACACUGUGGAGGUGUUGUUACCAUGUCUGUAUAUUUUGACAUCCAUCCAUGUCAAUAAAGUAAUUAUGAUGGCGAA
This is a messenger RNA of Engraulis encrasicolus (European anchovy), 1779 nucleotides long. It is a transcript of the gene nif3l1, whose product is annotated as NIF3 NGG1 interacting factor 3-like 1 (S. cerevisiae). Lineage: Eukaryota; Metazoa; Chordata; Actinopteri; Clupeiformes; Engraulidae. Gene Ontology annotation, cellular component: mitochondrion; cytoplasm. The record is from RefSeq and is a predicted model, not a curated record. The transcript is spliced from 7 exons. The coding region runs from base 93 to 1553 and encodes 486 amino acids.